UGGCGCGGCCCGAGGCCGGGCGGGGCGGCGGUCCCGCCAUGGCGCCGCCCGUGGGGUACGCGCUGCUGUGCGGGCAGGCCGCGCUCCUGCUCGGCAACCUCCUGCUGCUGCACGGCCGCGGCCUCCCGGGCAACGACACCGAGGCCCGCGACCCGCCGCCGGGGCCGCCCGCCUCCGCCUGGGCCUACACCGACCCGCGGGCGCCGCUCGUCCUCUGCACCUACCUCCCCGAGGAGUUCGUGGAGUGCGAGGAGCCGGUGGACCACGGCGGGAACGCCACGGCGCAGCAGGAGCUGGGCCACGGCUGCGUGAAGUUCGGCGGACAGGCCCACGGCGAGGUUGACCACACGCGGGUGCAGUGCCGGGCGCUGGACGGCAUCGAGUGCGCCGAGCCGCGGAGCUUCCUGCGGGGCAGCCGGCCCUGCGUCAAGUACACCGGGCACUACUUCAUCACCACGCUGCUCUACUCCUUCUUCCUGGGCUGCUUCGGCGUGGAUCGGUUCUGCCUGGGCCACACCGGCACGGCCGUGGGGAAGCUGCUGACCCUGGGGGGCCUGGGCAUCUGGUGGUUUGUGGAUCUGAUCCUGCUCAUCACCGGAGGGCUGAUGCCCAGCGAUGGCAGCAACUGGUGCACCGUGUACUGAGGGAGGGGUAGGGCUGGAGCCCCCCCAGGGCACCUCCCCUCACUCCCAGCACAGCCCAGACUCUGCCUGGCACAGCGUGGACUGACAGAGCUGGAACUCACCGUGCAGAGCAGUUCCUCUCGUUAAUGCUUCUGUACAAACCUUGGACACAACGUUGUUCAGUGUAUAUUUUGCUUAUUUAAAAUAACCCAGAUUCUCUCCCCCCCCCCACUCCCCACAUGGUGACAGCUUAAGAAAUCAGACCUUGCAAACACAGGAGGUCAAACAAACCUUAAUAAAAUCUGGAAGGAGCUGA
This is a messenger RNA of Pseudopipra pipra, 939 nucleotides long. RefSeq names its product TM2 domain containing 2 (gene TM2D2). Lineage: Eukaryota; Metazoa; Chordata; Aves; Passeriformes; Pipridae. The record is from RefSeq and is a predicted model, not a curated record. The transcript has 4 exons. Bases 39 to 644 code for a protein of 201 amino acids.